Messenger RNA from Pneumocystis jirovecii RU7, 2178 nucleotides. RefSeq lists its product as uncharacterized. NCBI's taxonomy places the organism in Eukaryota, Fungi, Ascomycota, Pneumocystomycetes, Pneumocystales, Pneumocystaceae. Gene Ontology annotation, molecular function: RNA binding. The transcript has 9 exons. Gene Ontology annotation, cellular component: P-body. The record is from RefSeq and is a predicted model, not a curated record. The coding region runs from base 1 to 2178 and encodes 725 amino acids. Gene Ontology annotation, biological process: deadenylation-dependent decapping of nuclear-transcribed mRNA; P-body assembly.
AUGUCAUAUAUUGAUUGGAGAGGAUUGUCAAGGGAAACGGGAGAAGAAUCGGGAUUUUCAUUUGAAGAUACAUAUGAUGGAUUAGGAGAAGAACUGGAAGAAACGAAGGAUGAUAUGAAUGAGGACACGUUUGGAAUCGAUGCAGAUGGAAUUGGGAAUGAUUUUGAUUUUUCUACACAAACACAAAAAAUGGUAAAUUUGAUGAAUAAUGAGCAAGUUUUGUAUAGAAGCAAAGGGAAAAUGGGAUUAGAAGGAGGGAAUAUCCAGGGGAUGUCAAAAAUUUUGGAAAAAAAGGACAGUUUUUCAGAAAAAUCUUUUAGAUAUGAUGAAAAUGAGCAUUUGCCGCAUUUUCAGGAGAAACAGGAGAGAUAUGAUGCUAAAGAAGCUAAUUCAUGUAUGAGGGCCUUUGAAAAUUCCAUGAUUGAACUGCCUAAAACCUUUGUUUCGGAAACAGAGAGAUAUUCAUGUGAAUCAGCGAGAAAACACCUUAAAGGAUGUAUGAGUUUAGAAGAAGUGGAAGCAAAGUUUUUUGAUAUUAGUAAAAAAAAAGAUUUUCAAGAAUCGAGUCAAAAUAAUGUUUUUGAUAUGAAAAAACUAGAUGCUGCUCUUUGUACACAAACGAAAAAAACAGACAAAUUGCCUGAAGCCAAGGGUUUAGAAAGGACAUUACCUAGGUAUAAUUUUUAUACUGAUACAUCAUCUCAACACGUCAAUCAUUCUGAAAAAAAAAAAAAUGAAAAGACAGGUGAAAUAAGGAUAUUACGUAAAAACCAUGGAGAUGAUAUGUAUAACGGACUUAUGACUAUUUCUGAUAAGAAUUUUAUUAAUCGUAUACAACUUUCUCAACUUGUCUCUGAUGACCCGUAUUCUGACGACUUUUAUUAUUACAUCUAUAAUUCUUCAAAAAAUGAAAAUAGCAAGCAGAAACAAUCUAAAAAAACCGAUAAGCCUGAUAAAUCUGAUAAACUCGAUAAAUCUGACAAGCCUGAGACGCUUCAUUCAGUACAAAAUGAACAAGCUUCUGAUAAUCUUAAAAAUAAAUAUAAUGGGAAUCCUAUAUUAGAAAUGUUACAACAAAUACAGAAUAUUGUUGCCACUGGAAAAAUAAAACCAAAAGCAACCCAACUUAGUUUAGAAGGAGCAUUAGGAAAAAUAUCAUUUAGUACGGUCAGGACUCCACGUCAAAUUCUUAAUAUCAAAAAGCCAAUAGACAAUAAUACUGAUCAGAAUAACAGUGUUAAGAUAUAUAAUGCGAAUGUUAAAAAGAAUCAUAAAUUUUAUCUUUAUUGUAUUGAAAAAAUAUACGAUGAUUUAUUAGAAAUUGAAGAAAUAUUUCGAAAACAAAAACGUGAUCAAGAAAAUGACUUGCUCGUAGAUAAUGACGAGCAAAAUAAAAGACUUAAACUGCUGAAAGAACGAAUAUGGAAGAAUCUUCAAAUAAUGGAACCAAUUACUAAGAAUCCCGAUAUUGUUCAUCCAUUUAUAACAAUUAUAUCAUACAAUAAGGGCAAGAAAUUGAUACCACGAAUAUUUGAGCAUAUUAACACUGAACAAAAAUUAGCAAUUUUAACAGUAAUUGCUAUACAUUUAGAUCGCCUUGAUGUUGUUUUGUACGAUUUAUAUAAUUUGUCAAACGAAUCUCGUUCUCUAUCUAUGAAAGAAAAUAUUGAUACAUUUACGCAAGUAGCAUUGCCAUCAUUACUUACAUGUGUAUCAGAAGCAUCUUUGCAGAUCAUAAUUGAUAUUUUAAGUAUUAUGUUGGAUAGGAUGAAUUUUCAACUAAUAGCUAUGACUAAAAUUGGUCUUUCAUUUCUUACAAUGCUUAUUAGUCGAGCAGAAAUUAUAAAGCAAUUUGGACAAGCUAAUGAAAAUGAUUUGAAACAAUGGCGGAAGGUUUACGAUUUAAUGUUUUCUAAAUUAGUAGGACGUUUCGUAUGUGUUUUUCCUCCAUCUUUAUCAUUUUCCGACGAAAUAUAUCCAUGGCAAUUUAUGGCUGCAUGUGCAAUUUCAUCUACAAUUGAGCAACAACAUAUACUAGUCACUGAAGUUCGAGAAAAAGUUUUAGAUAACGUUAUUUCGAGCAAAAGUCUUCCUCCUGAUAUUGCUGCGAUAAAACUUGGCAAUGUUAAUUUAUUUUUACAUGCACUGGGAUUGGAUAUUGAGCAGCUUAAUAUUUAA